Epinephelus lanceolatus (giant grouper) is the source of this 9383-nucleotide messenger RNA. Lineage: Eukaryota; Metazoa; Chordata; Actinopteri; Perciformes; Serranidae. The record is from RefSeq and is a predicted model, not a curated record.
GCAGUAAUCUGGUCCCAGUGUGAAUGGAGACAGUGUCAGAGCUGCUGCUGCAGAGUUCAGCUCCGCUGUGAAUGAUUGGAUUACAACUCAUCAGCACACGCACAGGAAACACUGCGGAGCUGGAUCCCUCUGUUAUUCACACUUAUUCUGUGUUUUUAUUUUUAAAUUCUCCUUUUUCUAUAAGUUUCUGUUAUUUUUUGUCAUUUUUACGUUUUUCUUUCCUACUUUUUUCCUCCAUCUUGUCUUUUUCUUUAUUUCCAAACCCUCCAUUUCCUCCUCAAUUCUGAUUUCCUACCUUCCUCCUUCUCUUUCUUUCUUUUUAACUUGUUUCAUUUUUCCUCCCUCGCCUACCUCACCCUCUCCUCUCCUCUCCUCUCCUCCCUCGUCCCCCCUCUCAGUCUCACUCCACCUCUCUGUGUCUCUCUCUUUUCUUCUGGCUCACUGAGUCGCAGUAAAUCCUAUUGUGAUGCUAAACUGAUUUUCGGAAGAGAGAGAGAUAGAAAGAGAGGCAGACACAGAGAGGGAGAGACUCCUGCGGGAGCUUUCGGUGUGUUGUUGGGGGUCUGUUCUCCGGAGGAUCAGCCGCUCUCUGCACUUCAGGAAUGCACUUUGCAGGAAACGCAGCUCGGUGCUCGGACACCUCCUUCUCUCCUUUAUUCUCACCGAGGAGUUAUAAAUGAAUGGAGGAAAUGCGCUCGUAAAGGAGACACCGUUUUGUGCAGUCCCCGGGCUGAGAGGACAAGAGGGGCCCGGAGAGAGCGCUCCCCCGGCCGGGCAUGGAGAACGGCGUCCGGGCGGGGCUCCAGCAGCAGCAGCAGCAGGCGGCAGGCGGAGGAGGAGGAGGAGGAGGAGGCGGCUGGGUGCUGGUGGAGGCCCGGCUGCAGGGAGGAGCACCGUGGGGAUUCACCCUGCAGGGCGGCCUGGAGCACGGAGAGCCGCUCAUCAUCUCCAAGGUGGAGGAGGGCGGCAAGGCGGACAGCUUGGAGCAGCCUCUGCUGGUCGGGGAUGAGAUCAUCGUCAUCAACGAGGUGGAGCUGACUGGAUACAGACAGGAGGCCAUCGCUCUGGUCAAAGGAUCGUACAAGACGCUGCAGCUCACCGUCCGCAGGGAGUUUGAUCCAGGAUACAUAGAGGAGUUUGGCUCUUCACGUCCCUCCAUCCCUGCUCUUCCUCCUCCUUCUCCUCUUCCUCUUACAUCUGUAUCACCACCUCCACCACCACCACCACCACAACAACAACAACAAACACCACUGUCAUCCCACCGAAGCAGAACAUGUUCAGCGGGAGGAGUCCAGCUACGCAUCAAGAACAGACGCAGUGAGCCGGCGUCCCGUCCUCACUCGUGGCAUUCGUCGAAGCUCGGUGAAGGUCAGCAGCCGUCGGAUCAGGGAGGGAUGGACACGAUGAGCAGCGCCUGGCACCACGGCUACAACGCCAGUGCCUCAACCACCGACCUGUCAGGUGGGUUUGACUCUGGCGGCAGCUACCUGAGGAAGAGUCCGGACCAGUACAGCUCCAGGGGCAGCAUGGAGAGCCUUGACCCUCCGCAGUCCUCCCAGCUUCACUCUGGAGCUCAGCACCACCACCCACUGGGCCACCACACCCACAGCGGACCCCACCCUGCCUACUCCUCCUGCCACCAGCUGUCCUCUGCCAGGUCCUCCAACAGCAUCGACCAUCUCCACAGCAAACGAGACUCCGCCUACUCCUCCUUCUCCACCAGCUCCAGUAUCCCAGAGUACCUUGCCUCCACGCCUUCCUUCAGCCCAGAGCGCUCCUAUUCGCUGGAAACCGUCCCUCAGAGAGAAGGAGGAAGUGUCGAUAUGCAGCAGGCUGACAUGUGUUACGUCCGGACGGUUUAUGACGCCCAGCAGGGCCUAUCGCAAGAGCAUGAGCUGAGCUCCACCUCUGCUGCGAUGCUUCGCAACAGCGAUUCCAGAGGCGGGGGAGGGAUGAGGCCGGGGCAGAGCCGAGAUAUGCAAGGUUCGGUGGGAGGGGUCUGUUACCGUGGCAGCAGCAGUGGCAGCAGCAGCAGUAGCGGCAGCAGCAGCGGUGGUGCACCAGCAUCAAACAGACACAGUGUAGGACCAAUAUGGGGCCCGGCGGCCAGCCGCAGCUCCUACGAGAGCCUAAAGGGGGCGCCGGCCCCGCCGAGGCGCAGCGACAGCUACGCAGCCAUCAGGAACCACGAGAGACCGAACUCCUGGUCCAGUCUGGAGCACGCCCGGUCACUACGGUCUCUGCAGAAAGGUUCCUGGCAUCACUCCAGUGGCUCUGUGGCUUCAGGUGCAGCUAAGGGCUCGUACAGCGCCGAAGGUCAGCUCCACACAGUGAUAGAGAAGAGUCCAGAGAGCAGCCCCACCACAAAGCCCCGGCAGGGUGGAGGCUUCCCCCAGCCCCCUUCUCCUACCGGGCACUCUUCCGGACCUGCAGGCCCCGUCCCCCAGUCUGGCCGGCUCAUUCUACCCACGGGCACAUACCCUGUCCCACAGCUUGAGCCCCACUAUGCACAGAUUCCCAGUGCCGGCCCCGGUCCAGCCUCCUCUGGAGUGUACCCCACCCUGGCUAAGGAGAGCAGCCGACAGCAGCAGCAGGGCGUCGGAGGGAGAGAGGAAGGAGCAACGGAGAGGCGGAGGGAUGGAAGGAUGUCAGCGACAGAAAACGGAUACCAAAACAACACUUCUUCACUAUACCCCUAUUCUUCUUCGUCAUCGUCUGCCUCCACACAGCUCAAGACUCAAGCAUACGAGGCUGACAGGCCUCAACAGGAAGAGUCUAACUAUGAACUCUACAGACCCAACAUGAAAACUGCCAGAGAGGGAUCAGAGGACCACACAGGGGCUCAAAGGCCCCCAAACCACCAGGGACCUCAUGGUCAGAGCUUCCAAGGGCCCCAUAUUCAUGCAAGCCAGAGAGCCCACAGCCAAGUGUCCCAGGAGCACAACCAGGAUUUCCACAGGGCCUCAUCUUCACAAGAUUGGAGGGACCCCUACAUGCCUGUCCCACCCAAGGGAGAAAGGAGGAGAUCAAUGGACCAGACCAGCGUUCAUUCAGAGCCAGUGACAUCCUCCAGGAUCCCCCAAGGACAAGUGCCUCCUUCCCACUUACCUGCUCAGCCUCAGGCUCCACCCGCCUCCGCCUCGCAGAAUUCACCCCGUCACUUCAGUGACUCAGCAGCUCUGCAGUACCAGCACUGGGACCACAGAGAGCAUGACAAAGACCGAGAACAUCCACUGACCCGUCUGGAGAUCGCCCUUGCCGAGGUCCAACGAUGCGCCAGCCCCAGCAGUGUUGCCUCCGCCAGUAGCCAUGGUAAUGGUAGCCAAGGUGAUGGCAGCCAGGGACCUAACCGCAGCCUCUCUGUCCUGGAGAAGGUCAGCCGCUUCGAGCGUCGCACCGCGAAGCAACGCAGUCACAGCACCACCAACGCACAGGACAAAGCCACCCAUCUGAGGAUGACAGAGAAAGGCCGCAGCUCCCCCUGUGGAGCAGAUGACCUCAGAAACAUGCUGGAGAGAAGCACCGGUGGGACCAAAGCCCACAGGACUAUGAGCUACAGAGGAGGCAGCACUGAGCACAAGAAAUACAGGACCCCAGCAGAUCCAAGUUCAGCCCUCCAGAGAAGCCGCAGCAGCUUCCAGCUGGAAGAAACCAGGGAGGGCGACAGCAGCAAAGACUUCCCCCGGACACAGGACAUCCAGGAGAUAAUGGGCACCAUGCAGGACAAGUCCUUGAACAGAUCUUACAGGGACACUUUGAAAGACGCCCAAUCCAAGGUCCUACGGUCCACCUCCUUCAGACGGAAAGACCUCAGCUCCUCAAUCAGCCCUCCGCCUCCUGCAGCUCCUCCUCCCGUUUCCUCCUCCAGCGGCCAUCAACCUCCACCUGUCCCUGCAAAGCACCACUCCCUGGAGAAAAAAGGCCCCAAAACCAUGCCCAAACCACAGGGCAUCAUCAUCACACCACAGUCGGCAGCACCGGUCACUUCCCUGCACACCCCGAAGGAGCGGCAUGUGGUCAGCCCAGAGACACGAGGCCCGAGCCCCCCAGCUCUCCCCAGUGUCCCACCCGUUGGACAUCCUGGUCUGUUACGGAUCUGCGGCCGCAAGCGCCUGACAGCAGACCAGAAAAAGCGAUCAUACUCAGAACCAGAGAACUUGAACGAGUGCGGGGUUUCGGAUGCAGAGACUGUUGCCCUCUUCAGGCGUGGAGGAGAGACCAGUGUGGCAGACCGGCGGAAGAUGUUCGAGCUUGUUGCAAGUCGAGUUGGGGGCGGGGCUAUGCAGAAUGCCACAUCAAGGCCUGAAUUGCGGCAGCUUCAGCAUGACGCUCUCGCAGAAUACGUGGAGAGGAAGAGAGGCGUGCAAAGAGACAAGGGAGGACAGAGGAGUGGACCAAGGCCCCAUAGUGCCUAUCUACAGCCUGACAACAGCAACUAUAUAGACACCCUCAGCCUCUCCUCCACCUCCAGCAUGCUCUCCCUGCAGGACUCUGCUGCAGAUCGAAGCUUCUCCUCUGGAGAGAGGCGUCCCUGCCCCACUCUCCCUCCUGGAGCUGACCUGUGGAGCCACCAGUCCAACCUCAUCUACCCGGGCAGGGUGACCACUCCGAGGGCUCCGGUGCACCCAUCCAUUAGUGCUCCUUCUGGCUCCCUUCCUGAGCCCCAGGCACAGAUCCCCCAGGACGUGCCCCAUGAAACAGGGCUCAGCAGACAGAGUCAGUCCUCCAGCAGAGACUGCAGCCUUGACCUCCAGCAACUGGCUGUAGAGCCUCAGCUCAAGCUGGGACUGUCCCAGCAGCUCAACGGGGCUCUGCAGAGGGCCGGGUCAGCUCGGGGCUCCGGAAAGUCAGCCUCUGCCGAGGAUCUCCUGGAGAGAUCCGAAGAGAUUCCAAUGACUCCUCAACACUACCGCUCCCGCUCCUCCCCCACAGUGGAGAGGCUGAACCAGGACUUCCCUUCAGGCAACGUCAGCAUGUUUGACGUCUUCAUCUCUGAACCUGGACGCCACUCUCUGGCCGAGGACAGACCUGCAGAAGUCCAGCUACCAGGCGGCCUCAUCUCACCUCAACACUCCCGAAACAGUCUUAACACCGUCCAGCCUGCAGGACCUUGGCAAGACCAAGGCUCCUCCCACACUCCAGUCACUCGUAGGGAGCAAAAGAGGAACAGCGAGCGGCAGCGGGCCUACAGCGCCUCCACCUUGGCAGCCUCCGUUGGCCUGCCCUGCCCCCUUUCCCCCCCUGGAACUCAGGGUGCUAGCAACGCUGAGUGGCAGGCAAGCGAGAGGCUGAGCAAGGCCAACCUGGAUGCCAUCACCUUCCCAGGCAUCCCACAACCACCCACAAAUGAUAGUAAUGGCAGUAACACUGCUGACAACAAUGAAACCCUGGUGAUGGAAAGACAGACAAGACACAGUUUGAGUGAUGCCAGCAUACUAGAAGACACCGCAGAGGACACGUAUAGAGAGAGAGCCUUCAGUUUAGAGAUGAGAAGAGGGUAUUCUGCAGAAGUCGCCAAACGAGUUUCACCAGUGAUGCAGACACCCUUGCCCCAUUUCCAGCUUGCAUCCCCACCAGACAGGAAGGACAGCAGGAGCAUGGCAUCAUCUCCUCCGCCUUCCUCCCAUUCGUCCAGUCCCCAGCCCCUGUCCUCAUUGCGAAUAUCUGAGUCCAGCUUCUUCAGCUUCACUGACCAACCACUAGAAUCCUCCACAGGCCUAUCGCAGGACAACUUUGACGAGGUCUUCCUCCAAAAUCCUGCCCCUCCGUCACCUCCUCCGCCAAUCAAAGAGACAAGCAUCUUGGAGGACUUCCCUCCUCCACCUCCUCCCCAUGAAUUGCAGCAGGAAGCUGGACACCAGAAUGUGGGAAGUAUGGAGUUCUUAAACAACUCCAUCAUUCCAACCAGGAAGUUAUCCCUCCAGUCCCCUCCAAAGUCCCCUACCUCCUCCGUCGUUCCUUCGUCUGUGCCCAUCCCAACUCCUUCCCUAAAGCCACAGCCCUCCACCAUCACCUCUAUUACCACAUCCACCACAGCCGAGGACAGCCUAGGUCUUGAGUACCAGCCAAUACCUAAGAGGGAAAAGACAUCAGAGGAGCUGCGAGUGGAGGUGCUGGCCCGGCAGCUGAUGUCACAGGACAGCUCUCUGGCACCUCUCCUGGACACGUGGGGGGGUAAAUCCACUGUGGACCUAAUGGAGGAGAUAUUUCCAAACAGCAAAUUGGUUGAUAAAUCACCAUGGCAGCGCAGGGGCAGCAGCAGAUUGGAUGACAGGAUCCAAGAUGGCGUUUGUGAUCCUGCUCAGAGCAAGACAACAGAUCAGCAGAAGGAGACCGAUCUGGAUGAGGAAGAGAAAGACCUCAACACCAGGAAGGUGGAGCUGUGUGAGGCUCUGAGGGGCAGCGUGGCGGCCCUGCGGCAGGAGAAGGAGGCGCUGUGUGAGGAGCAGAAAUGUCACCAGGCGCUCGGGGCGAGCAUCGAAACACUGGUGCAGGAACGCCUCAAAACCAACGAGAGGGACAAGUACAGCAUGUUCAUCGGAGAUCUGGAGAAGAUCGUGAACCUGCUGCUGUCUCUGUGCAGCCGGCUGGCGAGGAUCGACAGGUCGCUGCUCGCUCUGGAGAGAGAGGACAUGACGCAGGAGGACAGAGCGGAUGAGAGGGACUGCCUCCAUCACAAGCGCUCUCUGCUCCUCGGUCAAACCGAAGAAGCCCGGGAGCUGAAGGAGAACCUGGACCGGCGGCAGCGCGUGGUCCACGGCAUCCUGUCCGGCUACCUCACCGAACCACAGCUCCAGGACUACCGCCACUUCGUCAGCACCAAACCCUCCCUUCUGAUUCGCCAGAGGCACCUAGACGACCUCAUACGGCAGGAGGAGGAGCAGCUGACGCGACUGGUCGAGAGCCUGCCGCAGGAGCUGGCGGAGGCUCACGGUUGGUCGAGAGGGGGUCUGUUCCCAUCGCCGAGCCCCGCCCACUGCUCCUCCCCUUUCCCACCGCUGCUGCCACCCUCUGUGAUCCCAGGCCCCGGCCAUGUAGUCCGCUCCACCACUGUGACGUCACUGUGAUGUCACGGACAGGCCGCUGUUCUGAGCGGCAGUGAAGGGUAGAAAAUGAAGAAGAGACAGCUGGCUCCCUAAAAACUUGCUCUGAGCUCUGAACUGAAGGAGCUGUACAUGAAGGAAGCGUCGGCCUGAAACAGGCUCCGUUCACACUGAAACUAUGCAGACUUCACACAUGAAGAAGAGAAACCUUUAACGUGCCUCAUUCUGUUCACACGUGACUGUGCGUUACACUUCUGUUCACCUCGACAUCAGCGACCAGCGCUGUGUGGAAUAAAGCUACUGCUGCCAACAUUUCUAAUGACCCUCUGGGAGGUUCACCAUCAGAUGCUCCAAAGGACAAUUCCAGUGUUGUGGGUAGCUUCCUGAGGUUUUCUAACCCUCAUCAUGUUCGACAUAUGUUUCUAAAUAUUCCUCUCAGUCCAGAUGAGCGCGGAGCUUUAAGGCUGUAAACGUUAAAAUCAGCUUUUUAUGUUUCAUUUCCAGAUAGAUGAGAUUACAGGGGACCUUAAAGGGAUAGUUCAGAUUUUUUAAGUGAGGGGUGUAUGAGGUAUUUAUCCAUACUCAGUGUAUUACCUACAGUAGAUGGCGGUUUGCUUGCGCCCAGUUUGGAGAUGCAGACAGAAAUACAGCCAUGGAAGCGAAGCAAUGCACUGCUGUGGACGGGGCAGCAACACAAUGUAUUUCAGCCACCUAAAAAAAUUGAUAUCAGUUUAAGUGUGCGAUAUAUUUAGAGUAUUUUCAUGGCUUUACUUUGCUGUCAGACAGUGCUUUCUGACAGGAAAGUGCAGCCAUUGUAUCUCUCUCUUCAAAGCCACCAGACUCCACUGAGAAAAACAGUGAUUUAACACUGCUAAACACAGGAGCUGCUGGUCUACCACUGCCUUGAUAAGUGAGUUUCAGUGGUGUAAAUUUGGAUAGUGAAGGCAGUGUGGUUGCACUGGGGCCCGAGUGCCACCUGGAAAUUCGCUCAUGUUCAAAGACGAACUAAUUGAAAUCAGUGUGAUUUAUAUAUAUACCUUCAAAAAGGCAAACCGAUCUUCGUCAUGGUUUUCUUUGUGGUGAGAUAUUCAGUAUCAAUCUGUAAGAAAAUUAUAUAUUAUAUGUAUUUAUUCUACCUUGUGCCAUUUUUACUUCCACAGAUAUUCAGUGUCAGCAACUAUACGCAACCAAAGUGUCUAGGCUGAAAGAAACGCAUCUCCAAAGUGCUCUCGCACUCCCAGCUUGGUGGAGACGAGGCUUUAAAUAUGUUUUGCAGCGGCCCCCAUCCACAGCAGUACAUCACUUUAGUUCCAUGUCGGUACUCCUGCCUGCUUCUACUGGGGGCAUGCCGACUGACAUCUACUGUAGGAAAUACACUGACUAUGGAUAAGUACCUCGUACAAACCCACUUCAAAAAAUCUGAACCGUCCCUUUAAGUUCCCCAGUUUCGACCCUACAUUCACCAACAUCAUGAAAACUCCUCGACACCAGAGAGUCUUAAUCAAACUGACUGUAAUGCUGGCACAGACUUUCUAUACAUCAGCCUGAAUCAUAAAUAAAAGGAGAGAAAUUUACUUCCACUCUGGAAUUGUCCUUUAACGACCCUGACGGUGCUUUCAGGAACCUCAAACAUUCAGACGUUCCUCUUGAAACUCUAUUUCUAACAAGAAGACAAAGUGAGCAGGUGUUUUAUCUCCCAAAGACAAAAUACUCUCUUCUUUAGAAUGAAAAAUCACUUUUUAUCAAACUUUUCAGAAGGUCAGCGUCUGCUCAUGUUCAGCCAACGGACAAAAUAUAAAUCAACACCAAAAUACGAGGGACACUGUUUUGAUUUUACUGCAACAAAAAGACUCAGAGGAGUCUGAGUGCACAGAUCCUGCUCUGAUCACUGUCACAUGAUACUGUAACACUACUGUCACUACUGUCUGCAGCUUGUAGCACUUUUCACUGUAGCAGCUCCACUACUGUCUGCUGCAGGAUUUUUACACUGAAUCAUUAACAUUGCUCUGCUUGUGCCUCUUUAAAAGACGAUGUGAUGAAACAUUUGAUGUUAUAAAAAAUUAGAUUCCAAAGAUUUUCACUGGAUGAUUUGUUUGCAGACAUCAACCUGGUCUAAGUUUGGAUUUGAGGUGUUGUUUGGUCCAAAAAUUGAUAAUUCUUUUCUUCCCUUUUCAGCAUUUUACUUAAGAAUAACUGAAUUUUUACAAAUAAAAAACGCCACAGUUUACUUUAUCAAAAGAUAUUUAAUUUAUAAUCAUAUAAACAUAAAAAAAAGUGCUGAUAAUUGUCCUACUGAUCACCUACUUCAUUAAAAUGACCUGUUUUGUCUUUGACAUUAAA